Molecule: messenger RNA, 972 nt
Organism: Aspergillus pseudotamarii
Lineage: Eukaryota; Fungi; Ascomycota; Eurotiomycetes; Eurotiales; Aspergillaceae
Product: NADP-dependent oxidoreductase domain-containing protein
Exons: 2
Coding region: 1-972 (323 amino acids)
Cellular component (GO): cytosol
Molecular function (GO): aldose reductase (NADPH) activity
Source: RefSeq, a predicted model, not a curated record
AUGUCGCUUUCUACACACUUCACGCUCAACACCGGAGCCAAAAUCCCUGCGGUAGGGUUUGGCACAUGGCAGGCCAAACCUCUCGAGGUCGAGAAUGCCGUAGAGGUGGCGCUUAAGCAAGGAUAUCGACACAUUGACUGUGCUGCUAUUUAUCGCAAUGAGACGGAAGUUGGCAACGGAAUUCGCAAGUCUGAGGUCCCUCGGAAGGAGAUCUUCAUUACCGGAAAGCUCUGGAAUACGAAACAUGCGCCAGAGGAUGUCGAGGCCGCUUUAGACAAGACGCUCAAGGAUCUUGGUGUUAGCUAUCUUGACUUAUAUCUGAUGCACUGGCCCUGUGCUUUCAAAUCCGGUAACAAGUGGUUUCCUCUAAACGAAGAUGGCGUGUUCGAGUUAGCAGAUGUCGACUACAUCACCACCUACAAAGCCAUGGAGAAAUUGCUCUCGACAGGCAAGGUCCGCGCCAUUGGGGUAUCCAACUUCAACGUUCGUCGCUUGGAGGAGCUCCUCAGCCAGGUUUCCGUUGUCCCUGCCGCCAAUCAGAUCGAAGCUCAUCCUUACCUGCAACAACCGGAGCUUCUGCGCUUCUGCCAAGAAAAGAAGAUUAUUGUGGAGGCUUACUCGCCGCUGGGCAAUAACCAGACUGGAGAGCCCCGUACGGUCGAUGAUCCUUUGGUGCAUAGCAUUGCCGGAGAGCUUAGCAUGGACCCUGGUCCGCUGUUGGCUAGCUGGGGUGUCCAACGUGGCACUGUGGUCCUGUCCAAGAGCGUCACGCCGUCUCGUAUUGCGGCCAAUCUCCAAGUGAAGCAGUUACCCGAAGAUGCGUUCGCCCGUCUUUCUUCCCUCGAACGCCACAAGCGCUUCAACUUCCCCGCUUUCUGGGGCUACGAUAUCUUCGAAGAGGUGGGCGAGGAGGCUGUCCGCAAAGCGGCACUAGAGGCAGGUCCUGUGAAUAAGACCAAGUUCACUGUAUAA